GUUGGGCCUUCGUCCAGCAAGCCGACCUAGCACUGUACAGUCACAGGCACUCCUUCUCUCCAUUCUCGUACCUUUAAUCAUACUUCUGACUCCUUCAACAUCUGCUUCACUUUGACGCUGCACUGCUUCUCUACCAUACAUGACCUGUUUCCCGGUGUGCGUUCUCUCGUGCUUCUCCUCGAUCUCUCUGACUGCUUUCAAUCACUCUUGAACUUUAUCGUCUCAUCUUACUUGGGGUCUUCCCUCUGUUCCCCCCCCCGAAACUACAUACAUCAUGUCGUCGUCAAUUGCAAUCCCGAUGACCCCGUCGUCGGCCAACACAUAUCACCACCACCAGUCACCCCAGGUCCGGGGUGCUGCUAGCUCUUCCUCGUCGACAUACUCCAGUUCACCUCAAACAUCUUCCCCGACUUCCGUUCAGAAGCGAAAGAUGGUCCAUGAACGUCGUCCUAGCCUUCUCAGCUCCGCCUUGUCGAAGCAGGAAAGCACCGUUAUCAACAUCGGCGAACCAAACGGAACUCCCCGCCUUAUCACCUACCUCUCCUCGAGCCAGGGCUUUGCGUGGAACCCAGAGAUCUUCCUGCCGUCGUAUGUCGAUUGUGACUACACCCCGCUCGAGAACCGACGGGAGCCCGUACACGAGAUUGUCCUUAGCGAUGAGGAGAUCAACAACAUGUUUCCCCAAUAACGGCGUCCCUCAGAGACGGCCAUGACGCUACACAUGAACAUCUACGUCCUGAGCGCUUAGACCGACGAUUCUCACGAGACACAUUUUCUUUCCACAACACGGCGUCCGGCCACGACCUGUACCCCCUCCGACUCUUUUACAUCAUUUUAUCAGACUGCUUUACAAACGAACCACUACGGCAAAUGGGCCCAUGUUCGAUCCGGAUACGAACCUGCAUGGGAGUACACCAAGUGGAAACACAGUACAAGUCGCAUUUCCUUCAUCUCCGACAUCGAGGAGCUAUUAGUGGCACCGGCCUUUGGGAAUCAUCGGGGGAGUUGGGAUCGUUUUGGCGAGACGGGUUUCCUUGACUCAAGUUACAUUUCUUAUCUGUUUGUUGCCGUUUGCUUUGCUUUUGGAUUGGGGCGUUCCAUGGGAUUGCAAGCACAUACCCUCCUCGAUCGUGUACUAUGCCGCCUUUACCGCGGCUUUUCCCUUUUCAUUGAUUUUCCUCCCGUUCCAUAGUUCAAUAAGGUAGCGUCACAAGGACACUAUACAAGUC
This is a messenger RNA of Colletotrichum scovillei, 1229 nucleotides long. RefSeq lists its product as uncharacterized. The record is from RefSeq and is a predicted model, not a curated record. Lineage: Eukaryota; Fungi; Ascomycota; Sordariomycetes; Glomerellales; Glomerellaceae. The transcript has 4 exons. The coding region runs from base 275 to 688 and encodes 137 amino acids.